AUGGUGAGGCUAUCCACCAGAAAGGACAUCAUACUGUCCCCAGACUGUGUACGCAAGCUCUUUCCAGGAAGCAAAGAUUCCGAUUUUUAUACGGUGUUUGCGUCGCUGUGUGACCUCGUCAAUGCCUCCAAGAGCUGGGUGAUUGUGAUCUGCGCGGCGACUAUUUACCAGCCAGUGGAUGAAUUUCUGGCCGCCUCGCCACAAUGGAGAGAGAUGCUGCAGACGACAUCAUUGAAGCGCCCGAAGAUCAACGGUAGAGACGUAUUUGAUACAUUCGCCUAUGGGAAUGGAGCUUUGACGCAGCUAUUGGUGGAUGACAUGGGCGGACAUGGCAGAGCAUUGGAAGAAUUGUUCAACGUGAUGCUGCAAAACCAGGGGCAAGCUUUUGAAUUCAUUCCGGUGAUGCACAAUGUGCUGGCUGCCAUUCGACAAGCGUACCCUGCGAUUGUUGCCCAGAUGCAGAGUAUGAAGCAAGCAUUUCUUGCGGUGAUUUGUCGUCGGAGUGUUGAUGGAAAUUCGCGCUUUGGAAGUCUAACGCUUGAUCAAGUUAUCUCGCGCGGGUUGAUUCGACUAGAUGGAACCCACCUCCAAUGCCCGUUCGUUCUCUAUAUGCUGCUGGAAACGCAUGAUAUUCCGUGGAACAAACAAGCUACUUACGCACCGGCAGAACGAUUGGAAGACUUGAAACCUUGGCAACUUUGGGAGCAGUUCAACUGCAAGUUCCGAGCGUUGAAAUCGGAAGCUUUCUCUCAGAAGGAAUCUGUAUUAUGGACGGAUAUACAUUAUGGAGCACGGUUUGGCGAUGGAUGCAAGCGACACGUUAUUGAGCGGCAAUUGACGUAUGCGCUUGCUGACAAGCGGAUGCCAACGAAGACCAAAGGAUUCAAGAAAGGAAGGUGCUCUUGCGGUAAUGAUCGUGGGAAGUGCUUUCUGUAUCAGCCUGCAGACGGGUCUCCGUCUGGAGAUGCAUUUCUGUGUCUGGAAGAUGCGACGAAGGGCUUCUUUCACGAGGUUCAUCAGUGUAAAUGCGUCGAAGGAAAGUUAUCACUGGACGUUUUCGAGUAA
Messenger RNA from Phytophthora nicotianae INRA-310, 1065 nucleotides. RefSeq lists its product as hypothetical. Lineage: Eukaryota; Oomycota; Peronosporomycetes; Peronosporales; Peronosporaceae. The coding region runs from base 1 to 1065 and encodes 354 amino acids. The transcript has 2 exons. The record is from RefSeq and is a predicted model, not a curated record.